This is a messenger RNA of Drosophila innubila, 984 nucleotides long. RefSeq names its product keratin, type I cytoskeletal 9. NCBI's taxonomy places the organism in Eukaryota, Metazoa, Arthropoda, Insecta, Diptera, Drosophilidae. The coding region runs from base 1 to 984 and encodes 327 amino acids. The transcript has 2 exons. The record is from RefSeq and is a predicted model, not a curated record.
AUGAAGAUCUUCAUUUGUCUUUUGGCCACAAUUUGUGUCUGCAAUGCCACAUUUCUAUCGCUGCUCGGCGGUGGUGCUGGCGGUGGUGCAGGUGGUGGCACCAAGACCACCUACAAUGUCAUAGCUACACCACAUGGCGGAGGAGGAGGAGGAGGAGGAGGUGGUGGUCAUGGUGGAUCACAUGGUGGCUCGUAUGGUGGCUCUUAUGGUGGAUCACAUGGUGGCUCUUAUGCUCAUGGCUACUCACAUGGCGGCGGUGGCUCAACGCAGCUUAUUAAGAUCAUACUGGAGGAUGGAAACAGCUAUGGACAUGGUGGUGCAACUGGUGGUGCUGUUAGCUAUGGACAUGGCGGUGUAGCUGGACAUGGUUAUGCCAGUGGUCACGAUCAUGGCUCCUAUGGCGAACAAGUCUACAAGGUGAUUGAACACGCUGCUCCAGUGGCACCAGUGGCUUAUCAUGCCGCCAGCGGUGGUGGUGCAGGCUACUCCUAUGGACAGUCCUAUGCCUCAGGACAUAGCUAUGGUGGCUCCUCCUCCUCAUCCUAUCACAACCAGCAGCUAAAUGCCAUCUUGCCACAGAUCAUACAGUUGGUGUUGCAAGAAGAUGCACUCCAUGGUGCUGCUGGCGGUGGUGGUGCUGCUGGUGGUGGUUAUGGCAAUGUGGAUGCCCUCAAUGGUCAGCUGAUUGACGCCUUCGGUCACAAGGGCAAGGCCAUCAUAAUGCGUGCCGACAAAGCCCAAGGUGCAUUCUUCAACAGCGGUCAUGUGGUGCAACGUGGCACCUUGAAGGUGAUGAAAGUCUCCGAGCAGCAGCAACAGGGAUCAGCAGGUGGCUGGAGUCAAGGAGGCAGCUCAAACGGCGGCUGGAGCCAAGGAGGAUCCUCAAGUGGCGGCUGGAGCCAGGGUGGUGCCUCAAGUGGCGGCUGGAGCCAGGGUGGUGCAUCCAGCGGUGGUUGGAGCAGCGCUCAGCCCUCUGGCUGGUAG